Molecule: messenger RNA, 1631 nt
Organism: Poecilia latipinna (sailfin molly)
Lineage: Eukaryota; Metazoa; Chordata; Actinopteri; Cyprinodontiformes; Poeciliidae
Product: protein FAM177A1-like
Exons: 5
Coding region: 16-750 (244 amino acids)
Source: RefSeq, a predicted model, not a curated record
GCUUAACGAAACGGUAUGGGCGUUACGUACGGUACUUCCGGGUUUGACGUCAGCGUCGGCGCAGCUUGCAGAGAUACAAAGAAGACGACAACAAUGGCUGAUGUUUCUCUGUAUCUCGCCAAUGUCAACGUGUCUUUAGGACGGGGCAUGGACACGGGGCAGGGUCAGAGCCCGAACCCGGGGAGGGAGUUUGAGAGCGUUGAGCUGGGAGAGCUGGGCCAGAGGACGGAGCCGAAGGAGAAGGCUCCCCGCCGCAUCAUCCACUUCUCCAGCGGGGAGACCAUGGAGGAGUACAGCACCGACGAAGAGGAGGCAGAGGACCCGGAGGCGGAGCGGAAGGACCUGCUGUCCCCUCCUAUCGAUGCGGUGAGGUCCAAGAUGACCUGGGGGCCUUACUUCUGGUUCCACAUGUGGAGAGCUGCCACGUCCACCAUCUCAGCAUGCGACUACCUUGGGGAGAGGAUGGCGUCCCUGUUCGGAAUAACAUCGGCAAAGUACCAGUAUGCCAUUGACGAAUACAACAGGAUAAAGAAAGAGAAGGAGGAGGAGGCUGAGGAGAACCGACUGUCGGAAGAAGCGGAGCGGACCUUCGACCAGCUACAAUCUCAGGAAGUGAAGGGCGAGCCAAUCGCAUUGGCGGACGCGCAGGAAGCAGCGCCUGCUCGCCCCGACACGACCUAUCAGCUGGAGAACGAGAAUCCGGUGGCUCCGAACACGAUCACCGUCCCGGUUAUCGUCACCGCGACCUAACCGCUUCCCGAGAGAGGACAUUUUAGUGUUUGUUCGUCAGUAAAGAAAAGAACACGGUCUUGUUUCACCAAGCUGUUUGGUUUGUGUAUAACACGGCUUUUAAUGGGCAGAUCGGAUUGGACAGGUGGGGGCACGUCAAUGUGGGAAAUCAGAAACCUUUAAACACAUGUAGUUGGGCAGGUUUUAGAAAAUAAAUGUCACUGUAGGUUGCUACAGCAACCCUCCACUCUAUGCUAUACAGGGAGGACAAAGUGUUGCUCCCCUGUGUCUCAGAUUGACCACACACAGUGCCUAAACCACCCAUACAGCCAGCGCCAGAUGUGGGCUGAGCGUCUGUUUAACCGUGAUCCAAUGUCCCUGCGGACGGUUUACGUUACUCAUGUCAAGGUUUAGCAGCCGCUCAUGUCUACGUCUGUUAGCGCUGAUGUCCUGGAUCCACCUGGCUGCACCAAAGAGCUGGCCAUUUUAACAUUCCUUCACCUCGUGUCCAUAUGCAUGCCGUAUGUAGACGUGUUUUAAUAUUACAUGUUCAGGCUUGUGUUGCACUUACUGUCUGUGGAAGCACUGAGCAGAUUAAAUGGUGGCUACAUUUUAGCCACAGGGUAGGCUAACAUUUAGCAAAAAAGAAAUGGUGAGAAGUGGGUGUAAGGGUUGUGUGUUGCUGUUUCAUCUGCCUUAUUUACUGUGAACAUUAAAAUAAUCUUGUGUAAUCUUAUGGGUAAACAAAUUAUGACACUAAGUCUGUUUAAGGACCUACAAAGUUAAAUUUUUAACCACUUGUAAGCAGUUUUUUACACUUAUUUAUUUUCUUAACUUAUUGAGCUGUUAAUUUGAACAUUUUCUAUUGUUUUUGUAACAUGACAAUAAACUGUUAACUGACU